Molecule: messenger RNA, 813 nt
Organism: Thecamonas trahens ATCC 50062
Lineage: Eukaryota; Apusomonadida; Apusomonadidae
Product: 50S ribosomal protein L15
Exons: 1
Coding region: 1-813 (270 amino acids)
Biological process (GO): translation
Cellular component (GO): mitochondrial large ribosomal subunit
Molecular function (GO): structural constituent of ribosome
Source: RefSeq, a predicted model, not a curated record
AUGUUGCGCUUGCUGGCCACCCAGCUGUGUGCGGCCCGGGCGGUGCGGACGCUGGCGUCCAGCCCGGCGCUGGCGGUCCCGGCCGCCGAGCUGGUCAAGCUCAAUACGCUGGCAGACAACCCCGGCGCGCGGCGGGCGCGCAAGCGUGUGGGCCGUGGGCAUGGCUCUGGCCGUGGCAAGACAGCAACGCGCGGACACAAGGGCCAGAAGGCGCGGUCGGGCGGAGCGCCCGCCCGAGGGUUUGAGGGCGGACAGACACCGCUGCGCAAGCGGCUGCCCAAGCGCGGCUUUACCAACGCCUCGUCGCUUGCCUACGUCCCACUCAACCUCGACCGCAUCCAGACUGCUGUUGCCGACGGCAGGCUCGACGCCUCGGCGCCCAUCACCAUGCGCUCGCUCGUCAACGCCGGCGUCGUCUCGGCGUCGUCGGUCAAGGACGGCAUCAAGCUCCUCGCCGGCAAGACGCCCGAGACCUUCCGCCUCCCCAUCACGCUCGAAGUCUCGGCCGCCUCGUCGACUGCCAUCGAGGCCAUCGAGCGCGCCGGUGGCUCCAUCAAGACUGUCUACUUUAACCGCCUCGGCCUGCGCGCCCUGCUCAAGCCGCACACCUUUGACGUCAUGCCGCGCCUCGCCCGCCCGCCGCCGCGCCUUCGCGCCCGCUACGAGUCGUACGAGCACCGCGGCUACCUCGCGCCCGAGUUUGCGGGCGACUAUCCGGCUGGCUGGCUCGACGGCGCCGCCGACGUCGACGCUGCCCUCGAUGCCAUGCUCGCCACCGCAAAGUCGACGGCAGAGGCCGACGAUGCCGAGUAA